Molecule: messenger RNA, 1174 nt
Organism: Daphnia pulicaria
Lineage: Eukaryota; Metazoa; Arthropoda; Branchiopoda; Diplostraca; Daphniidae
Gene: snRNP-U1-C
Product: U1 small nuclear ribonucleoprotein C-like
Exons: 5
Coding region: 122-784 (220 amino acids)
Biological process (GO): mRNA splicing, via spliceosome; mRNA 5'-splice site recognition; spliceosomal snRNP assembly
Cellular component (GO): nucleus; U1 snRNP
Molecular function (GO): zinc ion binding; pre-mRNA 5'-splice site binding
Source: RefSeq, a predicted model, not a curated record
CUAGCACUACAUGCCGUUCUGACGAUUGGCAGCCGACAGGCGACAGCGUUAGUUUCAAGUUUUGUUCAAAGGCUUGAAAAGUUUUCUAUUCGCCAAAUCUUAAUUUUUAUUCUUUUCGACCAUGCCUAAAUACUACUGCGAUUAUUGUGACACUUACUUGACACAUGAUUCGCCAUCUGUACGAAAGACACAUUGCUCUGGAAGGAAGCAUAAAGAAAAUGUAAAAUUUUACUAUCAAAAGUGGAUGGAAGAUCAAGCUCAAAGUCUCAUUGAUGCGACUAUUGAAGCUUACAAAAAGGGAAUUAUGAAAGGCGGUGCUGCCAUUCCACCACCAGGAAACUUGAACUUACCAGGAAUGCCUCCAAGACCUCCAGGUCCAGGACAAAUGAUGGGACCAGGAGGUCCAAUGAUGGGAGGUCCACCUGGAGGACCAAUGAUGGGUCCUGGAGGGCCUAUGGGUAUGCCAGGUGGACGUCCACCGAUGGGCCAAAUGGGACCAGGAGGACCAAUGAAUCCAAUGGGACCUAUGAUGAUGGGUCCUGGACCAGGAGGACCAAUGCAUCAUAUGAUGAUGAGACCAGGAAUGCCAGGCAUGCCUGGAAUGCAACCAGGUAUGCAACCAGGCAUGCAACCAGGCAUGCAACCAGGCAUGCAACCAGGCAUGCAACCAGGCAUGCAACCAGGCAUGCAACCAGGCAUGCAACCAGGAAUGCAACCAGGAAUGCAACCUGGUAUGCCAGGAAGACAACAAGCUCCUCAAGCGCCUGGAACACAAGCAACAUAAGCAACAUGAUUUUUCUUUGUAUUGACUUUGCUUUUCAUUAAACAUACCUUCGUUCAAACAUGGUUUCUAAUAUGUCGUCGUUCUGACGAGUGACGAUCACACGUAGCACAGAAACAUAUGAAACUAAGGCGCAAAUUUGUACACAUAAUAUACUCGAAAGGUACAAUCUUGUUUAGAUAUAGAAUAGAAAAAGAUUGAGAGAAAGAAGAAUGAUAUGCUCAGCCCGAGAAAAAAAAAAGGGAAUUCUGGUCUUGUUAAAUAUAAACAAAAUAUCAGCCCGACUGAAGGAACGAUCAAUUAAUAGUCACCACAGCCAACAAAUAUCUGGAUUAGAAAAUCAGGGGAAAAUAUAGAGAAAGAAAAAUCAAACACGAUGAGCAGGAACUCAAG